Messenger RNA from Mauremys mutica (yellowpond turtle), 1055 nucleotides. Its product is annotated as olfactory receptor 51E1-like. Gene Ontology annotation, cellular component: membrane. Gene Ontology annotation, biological process: G protein-coupled receptor signaling pathway. Bases 24 to 965 code for a protein of 313 amino acids. Gene Ontology annotation, molecular function: G protein-coupled receptor activity; olfactory receptor activity. The transcript has a single exon. NCBI's taxonomy places the organism in Eukaryota, Metazoa, Chordata, Testudines, Geoemydidae. The record is from RefSeq and is a predicted model, not a curated record.
GACAAUAGCAACACGCCCCACCCAUGUCAGCUUCCAACAACAGCAGCUCCAGCGCUUCCACCUUCACCUUGAUUGGAAUCCCAGGGCUGGAGGCAGCUCAUUUCUGGCUGGCUUUCCUGCUGUGCUCAUUGUACCUCUUUGUCGUGCUCGGGAAUGGCACCAUUAUUUAUAUCAUCAAAGCCGAGCAAAGCCUCCACGAGCCCAUGUACCUUUUCCUCUGCAUGCUUGCAGCCAUCGACAUACUGCUCUCCACAUCCACCAUGCCCAGAAUGAUGGACCUCCUUUGGUUCAACUCCACCACCAUUGGGUUCGAUGCCUGCCUGCUCCAGAUGUUCUGCAUCCACUCUCUGUCGGGCAUGGAGUCCUCCAUCUUGCUGGCCAUGGCUUUUGAUCGCUACGUGGCCAUAUGCUGUCCCCUGCGGCACACAGCCAUCCUCACCAGCCCCAGAAUAGCCAAGAUAGGGCUGGCAGCGGGAAUCAGAGGAGCUACCGUGAUGGCCCCCUUUCCUAUUUUUAUUAAAAGGCUGCCCUUCUGCGGGUCCAGAGUCCUCUCCCAUUCCUACUGCUUGCACCAGGACGUGAUGAAGCUGGCCUGUGCCGAUAUAAAGGUCAAUAUCAUCUACGGUUUGAUUGUUAUUAUCUCUGUCGUUGGGCUGGACGCCCUGCUGAUCUGCCUGUCGUACGUCUUCAUUCUCAGGGCCGCUUUGAGUCUGAGCCAAGAGGCCCGGCUCAAGGCACUGGGCACCUGCAUCUCCCACGUCUGUGCCGUCUUCCUGUUCUACGUGCCGUACAUUGGCCUGGCCAUUGUGCACAGGUUUGGGAAGAUACACGGGUCCAACAUCCAUGUCGUAAUGGCCAGCGUCUACUUGCUGGUGCCCCCAGUACUCAACCCAAUAGUGUAUGGGGUGAAAACCAAGCAAAUCCGUCAAAGGAUUGUGAGGCUGUUGCAUAGAACUACACAGUGAUGGGACCUUUCCUCUAGCCAGCCGCAUAGUCAUUCAAAACAGAAGCAAUAAUUAAUAGCCCACAUGGCCAAUCCAGAACAUCACUCAACA